AUGCUGACUCAGCAACAGCUCGUGUCGCUCCUCCAGCAAGCCACAGACUCCGACGCGUUCCCGCCCUCCUUCCGCCGCUACCCGCUUUCCUACCUUCGCGCGCAAAGAAUCUCAGUCCCGGGCGAUUUUUUCUGCCCGCUGUCCCUCGACAUAAUGACCGACCCCGUUAUAAUCGCAUCCGGUCAAACGUUCGAGCGCGCGGAGAUCGAGCGGUGGUUCGGCGAGGGGAAGCGUGUGUGCCCGGUCACCGGGCAGCACCUCGAAAAUUUCACCGUCGUGCCCAACAACUCCCUCCGUAGCGUCAUCUCCGCGUGGUGCCUCGGCAACGGCAUCAGGCUCGGCACCGACGAGCGUACCAACCCUAGCACACUCCAGCCUGCCGAGCCAGAUCGCCGAGCCGCGCUCCGCGUCGGCCCGUCCUCGUCGUCUCCUGUGAGAUCCCUCUCGAGUAAUGCCAGCCGCGACGCGCGCCGACAAUCCACCGGUUCGUUCGAGCAGAGCCCGUCCGCGUCGCCCCGCUGCCCUAUAUGGCCCGUGUCGGCUUCGGUAUCUUCGCAAUCCCCCUCCGCAUCCCCCGGUUACACGCCUGCUAAGAGCACCGGCAGUCCCGUUAUGCGGCGCGACUGGAAUAAGUAUCCCGGUAGGGACGAGUGGAGCGGCCCGCAGCCGCGACGCGACGAAUGGUCUGGGCCGCAGUCGGUCGAGUUCGCGAUGCAAGCCGGCAUGGCGUCGCAGGCCGCCAUGGCGUCGCAGGCGGAAGUGUCGCGCGGUCACGGCGCCGGCUCUCCGGCGUCGCAGGAGAGAGAAAGUGGCGGCGGUGGCGGACGGGCGAGUCGCAUGCGACAUUCAAUAGGCUCGCAGUCCAUGCGCUACGAUUAUCCCGAGCACGCGACGCGGUCGCCGCAGUCGCAUUCUCUAAUCUCCUGGGAUCACGACGGGGAUGAAUCGAACCGCCAUCAUCAACCUGGAUUGAAUCCCGCUCUAGCGUACAUGACGCCAAACCACCCCGUCGCGUCCGUCUACGUCACUAACGCGUCCGGCAGCCCGACGGUUAGCCGGUUCUCUUCGCGGGAUAUGUACCUCACGUUCGCGCGCUCCUCCACCUGCGACUCGAGCUCCAGCAGCCGGUCGUUACUCCUAGGCCGGCAGCAUGGCACCGCGCCGCCGGAGCGCGAGGGCGCCCCGGGCGAGGUCGGCGCGGGCGAGCGCGCGCUGACUCGCGGCGGAAACCUCGCUGCCGCGCGGAGUCAGAGCCAGAAGGAGCGUGCGACGGGCGGAAGCAGAGCGGGGAUGGUGCGGACGGAAGAGGAGGAACACGCGCGGUUGCGCAUCCCGGAGCUCGUGCGCCAAAUGCAGGGCGUGGGCGGGGGGCGGGGGGUAUCGGGCGAUGGGGAGGAGCUGCUGGUGCGCGAGCGGCAGCGCGAGGCGGCGGAGGAGCUGCGAAUGAUGGUGAAGGACUCGCGCGCGAACCGCGAGAGCGUCGUCGCGGCGGGCGGAGGCGUGCUUUCCGCGCUGAUUAAUCUCUUCUGGAGCCCGGACGAGGCGACCGUGGAGCACGCGGUCACGGCGACUCUUAAUCUCUCGUUGACGUCGUCGUCUCACGCGCCGCUGAUUGGCCAAGGCGUCGUUCCCGCGCUCGUCGCGGUGCUCUCCGCAGGCGCGGCGGGCGGAGACGAAUUUGGAGUAAAUUUGGCGGUUUCUCAGCAGGCGCAGGAGAACGCAGCAGCUGCGCUGUUCGCGAUAACGUCUUCGUCGGAUGCGAAUAAGUUACUCGUUGGAUCGACGCCGGGAGCCAUCGCAGGGCUGACGGCGAUGCUUUCGCCGCAGCCGUGGUCGCUUCGUGGGCGAAAAGACGCGGCUUUGGCUUUGUUCAACUUAUCGCUAUCGGAAAAGAACCGUGCUUCGCUAAUGUCCGCGGGUGUAGUUCCAAAGUUACUGGCCAUGUUACAAGAAUACGGCUCGGGAUUGGAGGAAAAAGCAACGGCGGUUCUCGUGAAUAUCGCGAAAUCGCCGGCGGGUUGCGCAGCGAUUCAGGUGGCGGGGGGAAUUCCGCCGCUGGUUGAAGCGCUAGAAAGUGGAUCCGCGCGCGGAAAGGAGGACGCGGUGGCGGCGCUGCUGAUGCUGGCGGAAGACGAGAGCCGGCGGGACGAGAUUCUCGAGGAGGGGGUGAUGCCCACGCUGGUUGCGCUGCAGCAGUCCGGCACGUCGCGCUCGCGCGUCAAGGCUGCUCGUCUGCUGGCUAUCUUUCGGUCUAAGAAUUGA
Messenger RNA from Closterium sp. Yama58-4, 2262 nucleotides. Lineage: Eukaryota; Viridiplantae; Streptophyta; Zygnematophyceae; Desmidiales; Closteriaceae. The record is from the annotation of a GenBank genome assembly.